Messenger RNA from Miniopterus natalensis, 1330 nucleotides. RefSeq names its product N-acetyltransferase 9 (gene NAT9). The record is from RefSeq and is a predicted model, not a curated record. NCBI's taxonomy places the organism in Eukaryota, Metazoa, Chordata, Mammalia, Chiroptera, Miniopteridae. Gene Ontology annotation, molecular function: N-acetyltransferase activity.
CUUCGCGCUUAGGUUCGAGGCCUGGAAGUUCUGGGAGGUGGGGCGGGAGGAACAGGCAGAAAUGGCAGCUCAGGCUUGGCCUUGUAAGGUGCGAGUCAAGGAUUGUUUAACGAUCUCUAACCAGCCCGGCUCCCUCUCUCGCUAGGGAUGUGGAGCCCCUGUUCUCUGAAGUGUUUCCGAAGAGAGGCUCUUCUGACACCUCAGCCCCAGGACACAUUUAGGGAGUUGAGAGCCUGGGCUCCCACCCUACGUGGGAGGAGACUCAGGGUCGGGAAGCCUGCCCUCCCCACCCGCGGGCAGCUACCAUGAGGUUAAAUCAGAACAUCUUGCUGCUGGGGAAGAAGGUGGUGCUGGUACCCUACACCGCAGAGCAUGUGCCCAGGUACCAUGAGUGGAUGAAAUCAGAGGAGCUGCAGCAUUUGACAGCCUCCGAGCCACUGACCCUGGAGCAGGAGUAUGAGAUGCAGUGCAGCUGGCGGGAAGAUAGGGACAAGUGUACCUUCAUCGUGCUGGAUGCAGAGAAAUGGCAGGCCCAGCCAGGCUCCACUGAAGAGAGCUGCAUGGCAGGAGAUGUGAACCUCUUCCUCACAGAUCUGGGGGACCCCUCCUUGGGGGAGAUUGAGGUCAUGAUUGCAGAGCCCAGCUGCAGGGGCAGGGGCUUUGGCACUGAGGCUGUUCUCAUGAUGAUGUCUUAUGGUAAGGAAGUCGGAGCAGACAGUGUGGGGAGAAGUGCCCAGGCCCCAGGAGUGACCAAGCUAGGUCUGACCAAGUUUGAGGCCAAAAUCGGGCAAGGAAAUGAGCCGAGCAUCCGGAUGUUCCAGAAACUUCACUUUGAGCAGGUGGCUGUGAGCAGCGUCUUCCAGGAGGUGACACUUAGACUGACAAUGAGUGAGCUGGAGCGGCAGUGGCUUCUGGAGCAGACCAGUCACAUGGAAGAGAAGCCCUAUAGGGAUGGAUCGUAGGAGCCCCACUGACAGAGCCCUGCAUCUGGAAGUGAAUGGACCGGGCCUUUGUGGCAGUGCUCCCAACUCCUCUCCAGGCUGGGAAUCUCCUUUUGGGGCCCUCAGACUCUGGGCAGGACUUGCCUUGGCCCCUCUCAAACUGGCAGUGUAGCUGAGCGACUCCAGGGCAUUCCUCCUCCUGGCCAAACCUGGACUCAGACUCUCGGAACCUGGAGUGGACAGCAUGAAUCCACAGGGGGAGGCAGGGUGGACGUAGCGCUGGAGAGGAAGGGGGCCUGGCGAACAGGCUGGCCCUCCCUUUCUCUGAAAGGCCAGAGGUGCCACUCUGUGGCUGAGGCCCGGGCUGAGUAAAGCACACUGCACAGCCA